Molecule: messenger RNA, 957 nt
Organism: Sphenostylis stenocarpa
Lineage: Eukaryota; Viridiplantae; Streptophyta; Magnoliopsida; Fabales; Fabaceae
Source: the annotation of a GenBank genome assembly
AUGGUCACUUUUGUUCCUUUUCAAUGCUUCCUCAAACUUUUCUUCCUUAUCUCCCUCUUUCGGAUUUCCUUCGCUGCUAGGAAGCUCAACGAGCUGGUUCAGGACCAGUCUCAGCUCCUCCAUUACCAUAACGGUCCUUUGCUUUAUGGCAAAAUAGCCGUGAACCUCAUCUGGUAUGGCCAGUUCAAACCGUCCCAAAAAGCCAUAGUAGCCGAUUUCGUAACCUCUCUGUCGUCACCAGGGGCUCUAGACAGCCAGCCAUCUGUUUCCACGUGGUGGAAAACCACUGAGAAGUACUACCACUUGAGCCCCAAGAAGGCUGCUUCUCUGUCCCUCUCACUUGGCGAUCAGAUCCUGGACGAGAAUUACUCGCUGGGAAAGUCUCUGACCAGCAAGCACCUUGUCCAGUUGGCUUCCAAAGGGGGGCAGAGAAACGCCAUCAAUGUUGUUCUGACAGCCACUGACGUGGCCGUCGAAGGUUUCUGUAUGAGCCGAUGUGGCACUCACGGGUCUGCCUCUUCCGCUGUUCACGUGAAGGGUGGCAAGAGCUACAAGUUCGCUUACAUAUGGGUGGGAAACUCCGAAACCCAAUGUCCCGGCCAAUGCGCGUGGCCGUUCCACCAGCCAAUUUAUGGACCCCAGAAUGCACCCUUGAUUGCUCCCAACAACGAUGUGGGACUUGACGGUAUGGUCAUCAACUUGGCUAGCCUCCUGGCCGGAACCGCCACCAACCCUUUCGGAAAUGGGUACUUCCAGGGUCCUGCGGAGGCUCCAUUGGAAGCCGCGUCUGCGUGUCCUGGGGUUUAUGGGAAAGGGGCUUAUCCUGGCUAUGCUGGGAACUUGCUGGUUGAUACUACCACUGGUGCUAGCUACAAUGUGAAUGGUGCUAAUGGAAGGAAGUAUCUUGUUCCUGCUCUGUAUGAUCCUUCAACAUCGUCUUGCUCAACGCCCGUGUGA